Molecule: messenger RNA, 2219 nt
Organism: Xylona heveae TC161
Lineage: Eukaryota; Fungi; Ascomycota; Xylonomycetes; Xylonales; Xylonaceae
Product: IF-2B-domain-containing protein
Exons: 2
Coding region: 144-1745 (533 amino acids)
Source: RefSeq, a predicted model, not a curated record
AAAGUGCUUUUACAACAAAAAUAAUCCCACCCAACACAGGCCUUGGGGACGUGAGUCACCCUGUAUCCACCAUUUACUCGGAACCGGCGCAUCAUUCAUACGAGUCUUGGCGCAUAAAUAAACUUAAAUCCUCCUCCCCAGCUAUGGCGGACACCAACCCUCAGAACCCCACCGCGGGCGCAGAGCUUUCGCCGGCACCAGCGAAGGACCAAAAGUCCCCAAAAGCAGACACGAAGCAAGCACAGCCGAAACCCAAUGGCACAGAAGUCACAGCUACUGGGCCUAAUGGAGAGAAGCUUUCCGGUGCGGAAUUGAAAAAACGAGCCAAGGCCGAAAAAGCAGCUCGACGAGAACGAGAAAAGGCCGAUCGGCAGGGCCCUGGCGGCGGAGUGCCGCACAGUGGUGGCCAAGACAAGGCGGGCAAUCAAAAACCAGGAAAGCCAUGGCAGAAGGUCGAAGUGCAGCAACACAAAGACGACAGUGUUGCUGGUAGUAAGGGCCACCACAAGCGCACCACAUCCACCGCCGCAGCGGAUCAUCAAAAGAACUUGGCCCUCCGUGGAAAAGGAGCGCAGGGAGGAGCGCAGGCCGCAGCAAAGCCGCCCAAGGAUGCAAACCAGGUGUCCCUUUUCGGACAUUUAUAUGGACAGUCACGACGGACGACUCUGGCAGGUGUCGGAAAGGACGUGCAUCCGGCUGUGCUGGCGCUGGGCCUGCAGAUGAGCAACUACGUUAUUUGCGGAAGCAAUGCGCGCUGUAUAGCAACGCUUUUGGCACUCAAGAGGGUCAUUGAAUCCUACACUACACCUCCCGGCCACUCACUCAGCCGACACCUGACCUCGCACCACCUAUCUCCUCAAAUCGACUACCUGGUCUCAUGCCGACCCAUGUCCGUGUCCAUGGGCAAUGCGAUUCGAUGGCUGAAGCUCGAAAUCAGCAAAGUCGACCCCGACACGCCCGAGAACGAAGCAAAAGAAGAUCUAUGCGACUCCAUUGACAACUUUAUCCGCGAGCGCAUCACCGUGGCCGACCAAGUGAUUGCCACCAGCGCGGGCGGCAAGAUCCAAAACGGAGACGUGGUUCUCACGUACGCCAAGAGCAGCAUUGUGCAGCAGACCCUCAUCGAGGCACACAAGCGGGGCGUGCAGUUCCGCGUCAUUGUCAUUGACUCCAAGCCCUUGUUUGAAGGCAAACACUUGGCGCGUGCCCUCGCCACGGCCGGCCUGGAAGUCCAGUACUCGCUCAUGCACGCCGUGAGCCACGCCAUCAAGGACGCAACCAAGGUCUUCCUGGGCGCUCACGCAAUGAUGAGUAAUGGCCGUCUGUACUCGCGUGUCGGUACAGCCAUUGUCGCCAUGACUGCCAACGAGUUUGAUGUCCCGGUCAUCGUGUGCUGCGAGAGCGUCAAGUUUACUGAAAAAGUCGCUCUUGACAGCAUUGUGAGCAAUGAGGUCGCGCCGCCGGAUGAGCUAAUUUCGCCGCUCCCCUUGACGCAUACUGCUACAACAACUACUACUACUACGGCGACCGCGACUCCUGAUCAGACCGGCGCGGCGACAGCAGGUGAGGCUCAGGGAGUCAAGGGCUCGCCGUUGUCGACGUGGCGGGAAACGGAUAAUUUGCUCUUGCUCAACAUCAUGUAUGAUGUUACGCCUGCCGAGUAUAUCAAGAUGGUUAUCACCGAGUAUGGCUCUCUGCCGCCGAGCUCAGUCCCGGUUGUGCAUAGAUUGAGUACGAAUUCGUAAAAUGAUCUACUUCUUUUCCUACGGAUGAACGUGAAAAAUGAUGGAGAAGAUGGAGGAAUGAGAUCUUGCUACUUGCUACAUACUUCUAGCAUUUUCUUAAAAUACAUUUUGGUGUUUCGGCGUUUCGUUCUUGAGUAAGAGCGUUGGUUUCCUUUCUUCAUUUGAAGAUUUGUUGUUACCAUUCUUCCGGUAUUUUUGUUGGCAUGCCUAAUAUGUAUGUUUAUAUGUGUUGGUCAAAGCCGUAACAUCAAUGAUGAUUAAUGCAUGGAGAAAAUUGAAAAAUAAAAGAAACAGAAAAUUAGUCAAGGAGGGAGAUGGGUGAUGCGCUCCGCAAAUCUCUAAGAAUAUGGAAAAAAACAUCAACCAUAACAAUUCAUGCGCCUUUGAAGUAAACUAGCUUGAAUGAAUAAGGGGGAGAUGCAAGCCGAGAGGAACAGAGGGGAAACGUAUGAAUAGAAAGAAAACUAAUUACGC